AUGAGUUCAUCACAAAAUUCUUAUGAAAGUGCAUCAACAGCUUUAUCCAAUCCUGGAGACUUAGCAGGGAAGUUUAGUUGGGGGAUUGCAGAAGUCUUGGUUAAGGGAACAAUUUGUGGAAUGGUUCAUUUGUUUGUAUUUACAGUACUAAAACAAAAAUUCAUUACCGAUAAAGUGAGGUGA
Molecule: messenger RNA, 183 nt
Organism: Paramecium primaurelia
Lineage: Eukaryota; Ciliophora; Oligohymenophorea; Peniculida; Parameciidae
Source: the annotation of a GenBank genome assembly